Molecule: messenger RNA, 2356 nt
Organism: Aspergillus homomorphus CBS 101889
Lineage: Eukaryota; Fungi; Ascomycota; Eurotiomycetes; Eurotiales; Aspergillaceae
Product: MATE family efflux transporter
Exons: 2
Coding region: 187-2058 (623 amino acids)
Biological process (GO): xenobiotic detoxification by transmembrane export across the plasma membrane
Cellular component (GO): membrane
Molecular function (GO): antiporter activity; xenobiotic transmembrane transporter activity
Source: RefSeq, a predicted model, not a curated record
GCUCAGUCGCUUUUCAGCUUGAAGCCUCCUCCUUGCUUCUUUUUAUUGCUUAUCAAUUAGAAAGGAACUUCUGCGGAUUUCGGCAAAUCAUGCGGGAGUGCUCCGUGCCUUAUUUAUUUUAUCCGUAACCCUCCAAUCUCCAAACCCGUUUGACUACUCAAGUCGUCGAACUCUUAUCCGAAAGAAAUGACUCCGCGCGAUUCCGAUUUUCACUCGCCCAGAAUGGCAGACGAACACCAAUACCUUUCUCGCUCUCCACUUGCGAGGACAGCAAUUGCUCGCGAUCUGGAAGACUACGCUGACGAUGAAGACUCCAUGCUCACCACCGACGACGAUGCAUCCGAGACCUCGACCAUUCGCGCAGUCGGCAGUCAGCCAGGAACCAGAUCCCAUUCCUUGACCGGUUCAUACCAGCGACCCAGCUUCUUCACGACAGUCUCGCGCGCCACCGUUGUCCCCUAUCGCCCAGAUCAGGAGGGAAUGACCCGCAGAGAACGCGAUCAAGCGAUCGAGGACGAGCGGGAUCUUCUCACGGACAACCACUUCAUUGAACCGUCGAGGAAGAAGACUCGCCGCACGGCAUCAGAGUCUGCGCCAUCCACGGAAGAUACUGCGCUCUUAGGAGAGGCGUCUCGUCAGCCUCAGUACGAUUCUGUUGACUCCGAGGAAAUCGACCGGAAGUGGGAGGAAGCCGUUACCGCCGGACUCAUUCAUACAACGUGGAAACGUGAAGCUCAGGUCAUUGGAAAGAAUGCAGCACCGUUGGUGUUCACCUUUUUGCUCCAGUAUUCCUUGACGGUGGCCAGUAUCUUCACCCUGGGACACCUGGGCAAGAAGGAAUUGGGCGCUGUUAGUCUUGCUAGUAUGAGCGCGAAUAUUACAGGUUAUGCUAUUUACCAGGGUCUGGCUACCAGUCUGGACACACUCUGCGCUCAGGCCUACGGCUCCGGAAGAAAGAAACUCGUGGGUUUGCAGAUGCAGAAGAUGGUCUUUUUCUUAUGGACUAUUUCUAUUCCCAUUGUCAUUCUCUGGUUCUUCUCUGACAGGAUUCUGGUCAGAAUUGUGCCCGAGACAGAGGUGGCCAUGCUGGCUGGUCUCUAUCUCAAGGUGGUUGCUCUGGGUGCGCCGGGAUAUGCCUGCUUUGAGAGUGGAAAGCGGUUUGUGCAGGCGCAGGGUCUCUUUUCCGCUUCCCUCUACGUCCUUCUUAUCUGCGCACCCCUGAAUGCAUUGAUGAAUUAUGUGUUUGUCUGGCAGUUCGGAUGGGGCUUUGUCGGGGCUCCCAUCGCCGUGGCCAUCACAGACAACUUGAUGCCGUUGUUCCUGUUCCUAUACGUGUACUUUGUUGCCGGAUCCGAAUGCUGGAAUGGUGUAACCAUGAGGGCACUGCGCAACUGGGGCCCCAUGAUCAAGCUCGCCCUCCCAGGUCUAUUGAUGGUCGAGGCUGAAUGCCUCGCCUUUGAAGUCCUCACUCUGGCUUCUUCAUACCUCGGAACCACUCCCUUGGCCGCGCAGUCUAUCCUGUCGACCAUCUCUAGUAUCACCUUCCAGAUUCCCUUCCCUGUAUCCAUCUCCGGGAGCACUCGUGUCGCAAACUUGAUCGGCGCAACCCUUGUCGAUGCCGCUAAAACCUCUGCGAAGGUCACCAUGGUCGGCGCCGUCAUCGUCGGUCUUCUCAACAUGCUCCUCCUUUCCUCUCUGCGCUACUACAUUCCGCGACUCUUCACUUCUGAAGAGGAAGUCAUCGAAUUGGUCGCGCAGGUGCUCCCUCUCUGUGCAGCGUUCCAACUCUUCGAUGCCCUCGCAGCAAACUGCAACGGUAUUCUCCGAGGUAUCGGCCGGCAGGAAAUUGGCGGUUACGUUCAGCUCUUCUGCUACUAUGUCAUCGCCAUGCCCAUCAGCUUUGGAACGACCUUUGCUCUGAACUGGGGUCUCUUCGGCCUCUGGAGUGGUGUAGCCCUUGCUCUGAUGCUCGUCUCCAUCUGUGAGGGAUUCUUCCUCACUCAAACCAACUGGAACCGUUCCGUGGAGGAUGCACUUAAGCGGAACUCCAUGACUUGAUAUUUCUACCUGUACAUUCCAACGAAUGAUGACAAUGAUGUUUUGAUGAUUUGUUGUUGCAUUCCAUUGUUUUCCAACGUACUGGUCGUGCUCAUCCGAACGAGUGCGGUACAUGAGUACAUGUAUGGGAGGCCUCGUCCAAAAGUUUUGGCCCUUCACAUCGACCCCCUCCAAGCGAACUGAAAUUACUCGUGUGUAUAUUGUGUUUCACAGCUGUGUUAUACCAAUCCUGUCUGGAUCGAAGCCUCCAAACUCGUCUUUGUAUGCUAUGUUCAAGCAAGCCAACACGGCAAAUGUC